This is a messenger RNA of Penicillium daleae, 1842 nucleotides long. Its product is annotated as VOC family protein. The transcript is spliced from 2 exons. Lineage: Eukaryota; Fungi; Ascomycota; Eurotiomycetes; Eurotiales; Aspergillaceae. The coding region runs from base 1 to 1842 and encodes 613 amino acids. The record is from RefSeq and is a predicted model, not a curated record.
AUGCCCGUCUCCCAUCUGACCCUGACCGUCGCGCAUCUCCCCACUUCAACUUCGUUCUUCCUUUCCUGCCUCCAGCCCCUGGGAUACCAGUUUAUCGGCCGCCAUGAUGACUAUAUUGGCUUUGGGCAGAAGCAGGGGGAGCCCGCGGAUUUCUGGAUCACGGAACAGAAGCCUGGUGUUCUCCCAAGCGCAGCACAUGUAGCAUUCCCAGCGCCUUCCAAAGAUGCCGUCACCGCAUUCUUCCACCAGGCUAUCCAAGCUGGCGGGAAGUUCCAUGGCGAACCACGAACCCGCGACUCAGUGUCGGGCUACCACAGUGCCGCUGUGAUAGACUUUGACGGAAACAGUAUUGAGGCAGUCUACCGACCUGGCAAAUCCGUCGUGGCAUCAGAAUCCGGAGGCCCGACAAUAGCCCUGCUCGAAAAUCGCUCUGUGGUAUCAAAGGUCAGCACAGCCAAGGCUAGCAGUGCUGUAUCAGAAGCCAAAUCGCGUGCAAUAUCAAAAGCGCCAACCGCCAUUGAAAGGGCCGCACCGGCGCCGACUGUGAUCUCUCAAAAGUCAACAGGGUCGGCUCUCGCGUAUGGGCCACCGCCAGCCCAGAAGGUCGACGAUGGCAGCAAAGCCGCCAAAACCAUUAUUGGCACGCUCAUCGGCGCUGCCGCCGGUGCGGCCGUUGCUUAUGCCAUGGUUAAGGGUGACUCGCAAUCGACGACCUCCGAGUCUAAAGAGGCACCACCACCUCAAUAUCAGCCACAACAGUACCCGCAACAAUACGCAGCCGACCUUCCACAAUUGAUGGCCCCGCCCUCGCAAGUUUCAGAGGCAAGAUCGCAAGGACAACCCAUUCUCCGUGCCAUCGAAGCUCCUCCACCCCGCAGCGUCUACACCUCUGCUUCCGCUGCACGAUCCACGAAGUCAAGGAGCACGGUGUCCAAGAAUCCGUGGGCUAGCACCAUCUACGAAGCUACCGAAUUUUACCAAGACGAUCACGGUCGCCGCGCCUCCGACGGCGGCAGCGUCUUUUCCAUCCCCGAGGACCUGCCACUUCGCGCAAUCGAGUAUCCACCCGCCAGCAGCGCAGCGCAGCAACGCUACCCAUGCAAUCCCAGCACCUUUAUCAGCAGCUAUGCAGCCGACAAGCCCCGCGCCGGUAGUGUGCAUUCCGCAUCAACCAUCAAGGCAUCAGCUCCACAGCGCCGCCAUAGUACCGACGACGGAUUCUCGGAGCACACCCGCGCCGUGCACCGCGCAUCAUCCUCACACAGCGUCCACACAGUGAAAUCCCACUCUUCAUCCAAGAUCGACGCCAGCGCAGGCAGCACAGCCUCAUCAACCCGCUCAGCACGCAACAUCCCCCUACCCGCAGGCUCAUCCGGCACCUUCUACAGCGCCAUGCCCAGCCAAACCGAGAAAUCCGGCCUCUCAGCACGCAACAUCCCUCUCCCAGCCGGAUCCUCCGCAAACUCCUUCUACAGUCCCGCGCCCAGCCACGCACCCAAAUCGCACGCCUCCGCGCGCCACGUACUCCUCCCCGAGAGCGUGAUUGAUGUCGAUGUUGACUCGAACGUUACACCCGAUGACUCGAUUAGCCAGGUUGGUGGGAGUCGUUCGGGGCGAUCGAGUCAUUCGCACCAUUCGCAUCAUUCGAGACACUCGAAGCAUUCGCGUUCGCAUUCUAAGACUUCCAGGCAUUCGUCUAAGUCGAGGUUUGACGACCCUGUUAGACCAGCGGAUAGUGUGAGUCAGGUGUCCAGGUCGUCGCAGCGGACUGUGAAGGCUGUUGGGUCUGUUAAGGUUGGUUCGAAGGUGGGCAGCCGGAGGGGAAGUGAAGUUGUGGUUUGA